This is a messenger RNA of Etheostoma spectabile (orangethroat darter), 2871 nucleotides long. Its product is annotated as gamma-aminobutyric acid receptor subunit gamma-3. NCBI's taxonomy places the organism in Eukaryota, Metazoa, Chordata, Actinopteri, Perciformes, Percidae. Gene Ontology annotation, molecular function: GABA-A receptor activity; extracellular ligand-gated monoatomic ion channel activity. Gene Ontology annotation, cellular component: membrane. The transcript has 10 exons. The record is from RefSeq and is a predicted model, not a curated record. Gene Ontology annotation, biological process: monoatomic ion transmembrane transport; gamma-aminobutyric acid signaling pathway; chloride transport. Bases 1 to 1353 code for a protein of 450 amino acids.
AUGACAAUCAAGUUUGUGCUCAUCCUCUUCAUAGUUCUCGAUCAAGGUGCUCGUUCGGAUCUACUGGAAUAUGGCGACGACGAUGAAGAUCCCAACGAUACCACUGUCAAUCAAAUGCUGGUUCCCAGGUCGCACCAGGAGGAUGCCACACUUAUACUGAACAAUUUGCUCAAGGAAUACGACAAGACGCUGCGGCCGGACAUUGGAGUGAAACCUACAGUCGUCAAUGUGGGCAUAUAUGUCAACAGCAUCGGGCCUGUGUCAUCCAUCGAUAUGGAGUACCAGAUCGAUAUUAUCUUCGCCCAGACCUGGGUGGACACCCGUCUGCGCUACAACAGCAGCAGCAGCAUGCGACUAACCCUCAACAGCAAUAUGGUCGGCUUGAUCUGGCUGCCCGACACCAUCUUUAGAAAUUCCAAGAAUGCCGACUCUCACUGGAUAACAACGCCCAAUCAGCUGCUCCGGAUCUGGAACAAUGGAAAAGUCCUCUACACACUGAGGAUGACCAUCAAUGCAGAAUGCCAGCUGCAGCUCCAUAAUUUCCCAAUGGACGAACACUCCUGUCCUCUCGUCUUCUCCAGCUACGGCUACCCACGGGACGAGAUUGUGUACAAGUGGAACCGGAACUCGGUGGAGACCUCGGACCAGAAAUACUGGAGGCUUUACCAGUUUGAUUUCAUGGGGCUCAGAAACACUACAGAUGUGCUCACGACGACAGCAGGUGAAUAUGUGGUGAUGAGCGUGUACUUUGAUCUCAGCCGAAGAAUGGGCUACUUCACCAUCCAGACCUACAUCCCCUGUAUCCUGACUGUGGUCCUCUCCUGGGUCUCCUUCUGGAUCAAGAGCGAUGCCACGCCUGCAAGGACAGCCCUAGGCAUCACCACAGUGCUAACAAUGACCACCCUGAGCACAGUUGCCAGGAACUCGCUACCUAGAGUGUCCUACGUGACGGCCAUGGACUUGUUCGUCACAGUCUGUUUCCUGUUUGUCUUCGCUGCCAUGAUAGAGUACGCCAUGCUCAACUACUACUCCUACAGUAUACGCAGACCUCCUGUCAAGACGCAGAGAAUGGCCUACUCAUCCUUCACCAUGGGUCACACGCCUCGGUCCAUGAUGCCCAUGGGCAACUCCUUGUUCUGGCAGGACUACGACGACAACUGCCUGUACGAGUGCCUGGACGGGAAAGACUGCCAGAGCUUCUUCUGCUGCUACGAGGAGUGUAAAGAAGGCGGCUGGAGGAGAGGACGCAUCCACGUCAACAUCGGCGAGCUGGAUGCCUACUCUCGGGUUUUCUUCCCCACCUCCUUCCUGCUCUUCAACAUAGUCUACUGGGUCAGCUACCUCUACCUCUAGGCGGUCUUGGGCUGUGAUCCGCGGGCCCCACUGAAACAGCCACAGUCCCUGCCACUUUGCAAAACUAAACAUGGAGGAGAAAAUAAAAGGUGGAUGCGUUCUUUGGGAAUUGUGAAAGACAUGCAGCCUCUGGAGGGGUAAAAAGUGCAUUUGUGCUAGAGUGCACAGUUUAACAGCCAUGAUACUUUGAGCAGUGGCACUCCGAGGAGAAUACAACGCUCAGCAGUAAAACAACAAGCCGCCAGCAUUAACUUGAAUGGAAAGGUCCCGGUUAUGACUCUCAGAAACCAAACAGACAGCUGUUACUGCAGAGACGUUCGGGGAAAGGGUUGCAUUGCUAAGUCUUGGUCAUAGAGAUGGGGAAGCACCCAUAGUGCCUUCUUUAGAAAGGGUGCGGCACUGAGAGACAGCUUCAGAGUUCCCUCCAUUAUCUUCAUUACCUCAUCCACCACACCGCCGCAUGCUGAUCUGUCUAUUCUUUAAUAAAACAAACCUGGAACACGAACACUGGAAAUGUUUAAAACAUUCACCAUUUAUUUUAUAGCACAAUGGUUUUAGUUGUACUAUAGCAUUAGUUCUGCUUUCUAAUAAUAGCAACCUUUUCUUAUCAUUAAUAUUAGAAUUAGGUGUAUUUUCAUAGCAAGUCAACUAGCCUGCCCAUCAGUUGUUAAUUGUUAAAUAUGAGUUAGUGUCAGGGCCAGUGGUUGUCUGGUAAAAUCUAGUUUUUUUAAGUCAGUGAGCUUUUGUUCAUGAUGCUUUAUAUCCAAGCGAUGCAGUUUACAGUAGAUGCCAAGAAGAUUUAGGUGUUUCAUAAUAAAUGCUGGGUUACAUUCUUACACACAAAAUGUAGAAUAACUGCAUAAAUACAUACCAAUCUAAUACUAAACAUGCUAAUCUCAUCCACGGGCAUAUUACGUGACGGUAUGUUACAGUAUAUGAAUAAACAGAUUAGGGUUGGGGCAGCGCCGGCUCCAGCUUUUUAAAAGGCAGUUUCACAUUUUUUUUUAAACACUUUCAUCCUUACAGAAUUCUUGUGUCUAAUAAGGCUUGUGGAUUACCUUGGAAGCAUCUCUAAACUAUACUAUGUUACCCAGUUAACUUUAUCCUCAAAACGUCCUUCAACCUUUUGUCUUGAUACAUUUAAUUUCCACAGCACUAACUCCAUCAGUACAGCAAGAGUCACGUCAGGCCCCUAUUCCAGAGUGAAACUUUCUCAAAAAGUUGAAGUAUUCCAAAACGUUUCUAACUCCAAAGAAAGAAAUCUCAUCAGCAUUGGUGUCAAUGGAGCGUUCCAGAUGUGCACGAUGCACACAAAAUCCUUGUUGCAUUAGUUUUGGCCACUUGAACCGUAAAGCACAUAUACUGUAAAUGGCCUAUUGACUUUGCAUUUGAGUUGUUCUAUCCAGUUUCAGAAGUAGAGUAGCGUGAGUGCAUACAUUUGGAGUCUUGAUGAAAGCCAAAUGCAGGACCUGAAGGCACAUCUCCCUGUGCCCUGCUGACGAUGAUCACACGUGCUGU